AUUUGACUCAUCAGCACUGUAAGAGCCAACGCAGCACUAUUUGGGACAGUCACUCAAGGGAUCCCACUCAGCGGCGGCGUUGUUACAUUUUCUCUCUCCUCCCUAAGAAAUAUCGUCGCCGCCGGCCAUGUUCCUCCUGCAAACAUUUAUCCAGCAAUGCCCCGUCGUCGCUGGCGGUUUCCCUCAAUUCCCCCCUACACCAUCACUACUUUCUUCUACUAAACAUUCCGUCAAUUUCACCGUCUCAUGUUGCUCCGUCGCUUCGCCGGUGGCCGUUGUUAACGAAAAUGUAGACAGGAAAUCUAUCGAGAGGAGCGAGAUUAGGUUAGGUUUGCCUAGUAAAGGUCGAAUGGCUUCCGACACUCUUGAUCUUCUCAAAGAUUGUCAAUUAUCUGUGAGGCAUCUGAAUCCUCGGCAAUACGUUGCAGACAUUCCUCAGCUUGCAAACUUAGAAGUUUGGUUUCAGCGUCCAAAAGAUAUUGUACGAAAACUGGUUUCAGGAGAUUUAGACCUUGGCAUUGUUGGUCUUGACACAGUUAGCGAAUAUGGACAGGGAAAUGAAGAUCUAAUCCUUGUUCAUGAUGCACUUGCAUAUGGAGAUUGUCGCUUAUCUCUUGCAAUUCCAAAAUAUGGGAUUUUCGAGAACAUCAAUUCAGUUAAGGAGCUAGCACAAAUGUCUGAGUGGACUGCUGAGAAGCCUCUAAGAGUUGCCACUGGUUUCACUUAUCUGGGUCCUAAAUUUCUGAAAGAAAAUGGUCUUCAGCAUGUCGCUUUUUCAACUGCUGAUGGGGCACUGGAGGCAGCUCCUGCAAUGGGUAUUGCUGAUGCUAUUGUGGAUCUUGUUAGUAGUGGAACCACAUUGAAAGAAAACAAUCUCAAAGAAAUUGAAGGCGGUGUCCUCUUAGAAAGCCAGGCUGUCAUGAUUGCUAGCAAGAAGUCCUUAAUCCAGCGCAAAGGUUUAUUGGACAUCACACACGAAAUUCUUGAAAGAUUCGAGGCACAUUUGAGGGCGCUUGAUCAAUUUACUGUAGUCGCCAACAUGAGGGGAAACAGUGCCGAGGAAGUAGCUGAGAGAAUUCUUAGUCAACCAUCAUUAUCCGGGCUUCAGGGUCCAACUAUAAGUCCAGUUUUCCGCAAAGGUGAUGGUGGGGUAACACCUGAUUAUUAUGCUAUAGUCAUUUGUGUACCCAAAAAGAUGCUGUACAAAUCAGUUCAGCAGCUGAGAGCGAUUGGAGGUAGCGGAGUUCUGGUGUCUCCUUUGACCUACAUUUUCGAUGAAGAAACUCCAAGAUGGCGUGAGCUUCUUUUGAAGCUCGGGCUUUAAGUCGAUACAAACUCUAUCCAUCUUAUGUUUUGCAGUUUCUUUGCAACACCAGCCUGUGAUGAAGGGGGUUUUAAAGCAACAAUUGUUCCCAUUUGCAAAGCCAUGGGAUGAAUUUUGAAGUUAGAAGUAUGGUUUUUUGAAUGCAGAACUUUUAUGGGUUGUUUUUUAGUUUGCAAUAAAGAUGUUGAAGAAAAAGGCGUUUUAACUUGUAUCGUUGUGAAGGAUUAUUUCGUAAUUUUGUAUGAUUUGUUAGUUUUGAGGCUGAGAAAGGUUGCAUACAUUUUAUCUGUUCUGGACCUGACAUUGUGUAUGAUUUACUGGUUUGUUUGAUUUGGUUUUGAUCGGUUUUGUUCU
Messenger RNA from Cynara cardunculus var. scolymus (artichoke), 1678 nucleotides. RefSeq names its product ATP phosphoribosyltransferase 2, chloroplastic-like. The transcript is spliced from 12 exons. Gene Ontology annotation, molecular function: magnesium ion binding; ATP phosphoribosyltransferase activity. Gene Ontology annotation, biological process: L-histidine biosynthetic process. The record is from RefSeq and is a predicted model, not a curated record. Gene Ontology annotation, cellular component: cytoplasm. Bases 128 to 1324 code for a protein of 398 amino acids. Lineage: Eukaryota; Viridiplantae; Streptophyta; Magnoliopsida; Asterales; Asteraceae.